Candidula unifasciata is the source of this 369-nucleotide messenger RNA. NCBI's taxonomy places the organism in Eukaryota, Metazoa, Mollusca, Gastropoda, Stylommatophora, Geomitridae. The record is from the annotation of a GenBank genome assembly.
GAAAACAAGACGGCCAUACAACAGGCGAUCCAGGUUGAAGAAAUCCUCGUGGUCCUUGUCAUGGUGAUCAUCUGGGUGGUGGCCUUUAUGGCAUUCCUGAAGAAAUGGGACAGCAUCCGGAUCAUGCAGCCCAUGGAGACCAGAUACAAACACACUCCAAAGAAUUUGGAGAACAUCAAGAUCGUGAAGAGAGCACAGGACAGCAUCAUCUACAAGAGCUACAGCAGGAAGAUGUCAACGACGAUGGUGGAGCGGGAAAAACGCCGCCUUCAGCGCAUGCACACAGUGGCAUGCAUGGGCACUCUACCGGGCUUUCCCAAACAAGCAAUAUCCCCACCCUGUAUAGAGGAGGCCAUCACAGAAAUGUGA